Molecule: messenger RNA, 772 nt
Organism: Corticium candelabrum
Lineage: Eukaryota; Metazoa; Porifera; Homoscleromorpha; Homosclerophorida; Plakinidae
Exons: 2
Coding region: 44-631 (195 amino acids)
Source: RefSeq, a predicted model, not a curated record
CUCUCACAGCGUUUGUGUUGCUUGUUGGGUUCAUUUCAGCGCAAUGAAUAGCGUUCAGUCGUCGGUCUUUGACGAAAAUGCGUCAGUGUCUCGUUCUACGGUCAAACAACAGGCGUCCGGACUGCAGGAGCGACGUUCCGUUGCGUUCGCCACUCCUGCUCGCAAGCCGCUUGGAAACGUGAGCAACGACGUGACUAAAUCAUCUAAACGUCCAGCGACAGCGCGAAAGAGCGUGUCGAAACCGAUGAGUUCGGCAGCGUUUACUGGCACUCCCGCUCUGCGCACGCGCAAAGUUGCUACGAGCCGAGCGACGGUACAGAAACAUUCCGAGCAGGAAGAUUUCGACGAAAUCAAUCCGUUUGAAGAUUUUCUGGAGCCGCCCACGCACGAAUUUGCUGUUGGUGACGUCACAUCGGAACUAUUAACUUUGAGGUCUGAGUUUACGCCUCUCUUUGCAAUACCUGCUAAACAUAAGAAAUGUAGAAAGACGGACCCUUGGAAAUCGUCUAGAAGAUUUGUGCUAUCGAUCAAACGAAAUCGUCAGGAAGUUGACGAUGAUGACUAUUGUGCAGUGAGGGAGAAAGACAAAGAAUAUCUUGCUGGAAUAAACGUGGACACUUUGCUUUGUUGAGUAGAACAGUAGUUGUUUGAAAUUGAUGGUUGCCAUGGUAACAAGAUUAUACAAGUAGUUUCGGCACCAAAUACUUCUGAUUUAUUUAUGUAAAGUUGAAUACAGAGUUGCUCAAGAAUGAGCUGGCAGCUGGUAUAUGAA